GCAAUUAUUGGCUCCAAAUUUGAUGCAGAAGCAUUAUCUACAGAAUGGCGCCGAACAGGUUUCCAAACAGGAGAUAGAGCACUGUUAUUACCACGGGACGGUGAAAGAUUACCCUGGUGCAUCAGCUGCCUUCCACACAUGCAACGGGGUGUCAGGAGUCAUCCACGUUGGCAACGAGACUUUCGUUAUACAUCCCUUCUUUGGAGGAGAUCUUUCG
Messenger RNA from Nilaparvata lugens (brown planthopper), 217 nucleotides. RefSeq names its product zinc metalloproteinase/disintegrin-like. Gene Ontology annotation, biological process: membrane protein ectodomain proteolysis. NCBI's taxonomy places the organism in Eukaryota, Metazoa, Arthropoda, Insecta, Hemiptera, Delphacidae. The record is from RefSeq and is a predicted model, not a curated record. Gene Ontology annotation, molecular function: metalloendopeptidase activity.